AUGUUAAUUUCAGUUCAAUAAUCAUUAAGUUUGACAAACUAGUCCAAAAUCUAAGGAUUCUAUAUUGGAUUGUAUUCCUAUAAUUUAACAAUUGAUAAUUCUAGUUAGAUAUUAACAGAUGGAAUGGGAUAUGAUACUAAUGAAGGAUUUGGUUGUGGAUACACUGAUAAAAUAAUAGGGUUGAGAUAACAAUGUGGAGGUACUGGAGGAAGUCAUGGAGGAAUGGGAGGAUUUUCAACAAGUCCAAAAUCAAAUUAUAAUUAAUUAUGUUUAUAAUUAUAGAGUAAAUAGAUUUAUGAUUAUUCAUUCAAUCCAAUAUUACCAGGUAGUGGUGGUGGUGGAGUUACAUAUGGAGAUUUUUUUGAAAAAAUAAACAUUUAAGGAUAAGGAGGAGGAGUUAUACAUUUAGAAGUAUUAAAUUUAUAAAAUGAUGGGAUAAUAAGUUCAAAUGGAACAUCUUAUAUUGAGGAACCAUUUUUUGGGAGUGGAAGUGGAGGAUCAAUUUAAAUAAGAAUAAUAUAUUUUAGUGGAUAGGGAUAUGUAACUGCUGAUGGUGGUGGUUCUUCAUAUGCUGAAGAUUUUAAUUAAUAUGAAUUUGCUAGAUAAAAGUUUUAUUAAACAUAUUAAGUCUAUGGUGGUUUUGGAGGUGGAGGAAGAAUCAGAUUGUUCUUUUUUAAUAUAACAGAAAUGAUUAAUAGUACUUAUUAUAACAAUUGCAUAAAUAAAAUAUAAACUAGACCAGGAGGUUUAACUAAUUAAUAAAAUAAUGUCCUUAUUAUGUCUAAUCAAAGUUUAACUAAAUUUUAAGGUUCAAUAACACCUACAGGAUGUCCUUAGGGUACUUAUGGAAAUUAUUGUUAAAAAUGUUAGUUAGGAAAAUAUAAAUUACUUUAUGGAUAAGGUCCUUGUUAACCUUGUUUUAAUACUAUCAAUAAUAGUAAAACAAAUUAUAGUAAUUUUGGAGAAUCCACACCAUUUUGUACAGUUGAAUGUUAUGAUAAUAAAUAACCAAAAGAAUAUUAAUGUUUAACUGGAUUAGCAGAGUUCUCAUAAAAAUUAGGAGGAUAAAAUGUUAUAUUUGCUUUAUUUGUUAUUAUAAUGUUAUUAUUGAUUAAUAUUGCUAUUGUUUGGGCUAGUAGGGAUAAGAAUCAGAAGAAGUCAAGAUAAUUUUAUGGAUCAUAUGAUGAUUCAACUUUAUAAUAAAUGACUAGUUCUUUAUCUGAAUUAAAUAAUAAAACAUAUUUAAUAAGUUAAGAUAUUCAUUUUCAUGUAAGAAGAAUUUAUCUGGCAGGUAAUAAUACUUAUUAAAAUCCAUGGUAAAUUUAUUAAGAAACUCUAGUUGAUAGUGAUUUAAAUUAAGGAGAUAAUUAAAGAUUAUAUAGAUUGUUUGAAACAUUCAAUUAAAAAGCAUUAUUUACUACUUUUGAAAAAUACAUGUUAAUAUUUUUCAAAUUUUAUUAUUAUCCACUUUACAUAUGGAUUCUCAAAUUAAUUUAAGUCAAAAAAUUUUAAAUUCUAUCUAAAUUAUUUAUUUAAUAAGAAUAUCUUUUUAAUGAAUUAGAUCCUGAUAGAGAUAAAAUUAAGUUGAAAUUUUCAUGUUCAAAAGAUAAAACUUUAGCUUUUAUUGAUAGAUUAAAUUUAGCAUUAAAAAUAGUAGAAUAGAGUAAUACUAUAGAAUUACCAAUCUAUUUAGUUUUAAGUGGUUUUGGAACAUUUCCAUAUCCAUUUUAAAUUAAUAUUCAUGAUGCACUUAUUAAAAGAUUAUGGUAGUAAUUUAGUUUUAAUACUAAUGAAGAUAGUAUAAAUCUUUUUGAAAAAUUUGUUGCUGAAUUUAAUUAUUAUGCAGUUAAAAUAGAUUUUAGAUAAUCAUAAUCUUCAUUUACUAAAAGAUUUAUUGAUCUUCUUAAUUAUACAAAUAAUUAUAAUUAUGAUAUUUUUAGAUUGCAUCAUGCUAUCUAAGUUGAUAUAUGUAUUCAUAUUAUUGCAAAUGAAGUAUCUGCUUAAAGUUAGGUAUAUCUACUAGGAAAUGCUAAUUAAAGAGAAUUAGAAUUUUUAUUAAAAUAAAUUCAUAUAAUGAAAAAUUUACCUGAAGAAUUCACUAUUAAAUUAUCUAUUAUUUUUAAUAAUUAUAAUAAAGAUAGAGUUGUUAAUUUAGAAACAUUUAAUAAUUUAGUAUAUAAUAUUAAUGAAUAAUUAUAAAUUAUAGUUAAUUAAGAUAAAGAUGAUUUAAGAAAUCAAAUAUAAUAAGAGAAGAAGAAAAUGUAAUCCAAAAUAAAUCGUUUUAAAAUAGAUGGAAUGAAAUAAUAUAAACUUAAAGGAUUCUAAGUAGUUAAACGAUUUUUCACUUGGUUAUUAAGUUAAAUUACUAGAUAUAGAGAUAGUAGAAUUAAUUAAUAAUUUCUUAUUGCUGGUAUAUGUAUUGUACUUGCUAUUUAAUGGGUAAUAUUAAUUUACUUAUAGAAAGUGCUUUGUAAUUGCAUAUCCGGUGUUAUUAUUUAUUGCUCAUGAUACGGAAAAGGAUUAAAUCUUUUUAGCUGAAUUUAUCACUUAAUCUAUAAUAUUUCCUGCAGCAUAAAUCAUAAGUUUGAUAAUUCUAUCUGCUUGGGUAUUAUUAAAUAUAUUAUUAGCUUUUAAAAUCAAGAAGAAACUAUGGGAAAAUGUUUCUAUUAUUUAAUCUUUGUGCUUUAGUAAGUUCUUUAAUUGAAUUUAUUUUUGGUUGUUAUGAUCUUUUUAAUUUUGAUUCCAGUGCUGAAUUUAAUCUAUUUAAAUUAUUCCCUUUCUUUUUCAUUUUGCUUUCAUCACAUUUAGUUUGUUUAUAGAUGAACUUUAAUGAACUCAACAAAAUAAAAUAUUUUGAGAUUUGA
Messenger RNA from Paramecium primaurelia, 2864 nucleotides. The record is from the annotation of a GenBank genome assembly. Lineage: Eukaryota; Ciliophora; Oligohymenophorea; Peniculida; Parameciidae.